UUUAAAUAGACUUUCUCGCGCAUUUGACGAUUUUUUCUUGUUACUUAAGUUGUAGUUAUUUGCGUUAUCUUACGGCGGGCAGCUUAUCUCCAGUUGCUACCGCUGGACGAGUGCUCGUUAUCUCCGCUUCCCAAAUUUUCUUUGAUUCAGACAUCAUUCAGUGAUCUUAGCUGUCAACAGCAUGUUUUCCUGCAGAUGGUGGCAGGGUUAUUUCGGAAGCUAUCAGCGACUCACCAAACCUCGCUUCUCGCAGCGGGCAGAUUUCUGAUGCGACUGAGCUGAGGAACCUUCACAAUUUGAACAGGAAUCUCACAGGCUGGACUCUGGAGCGAUGCCCGAUCCUGUAGCAUGCUGCGUGUUGUUGUGUCCUUCGUCGGAGCAGUCGCGUUCCUUGCGCAGCGUGUGUUUCUUCGAUUUCCCGCAUCCGAACGAUCCGCGCUACCCCGUCUGGAUCGAGCGCUCUUUGCGUGCCAAAGACUGGACUCCUUCUCCAACCAGCAAGAUUUGCAGCAGACACUUUCGUCCAGAGGAUAUCCUCACAUUGCGCCACGCAGAUGGCUCCGGGCGAACGGAGAAAAGGGUGAAAUACGAUGCGCUGCCGAGCGUUUUCGAAGCCAUUCCCGAUUCCAUGCGACCGCCAGCCGAUGUGGUGCCGCGCGCUGACAGCCCCGAAAUUAUUCUGGCUAGUCAGGGUACAAAGAAGCGCUCUAUCGAUUGCUUGGACGAAAACAACAGUGACGAAACCCAGAAAGAGUCCAGUGACUCUCUCAGUGCUUCAGCUGAAGUUGCCCAGGCAUCCGCGAAUGUGCCGUCGAACUUUCCGCACGCAAAUCUGACAGUCUUGUUGAAUAACUGUACAACUCCGAAAGUCGCAAUUCCAGUUGCUAAAAGGGCCAGGAAUCUUCCUCCUCCUGUCGUCAUUGCACCGAAACCAAUCCCAAGUCGCCCAGAUUGUUCGUUAGCUCAGAAGAUUGUCGAUGGACGACUCACAGUGCUGGAUCACUGCGCCCGGCACGUUCCCGUUGAUUAUCCUGCACUCACCGACGCCGACGAAGCUCGCAAGUGCUGUGUCCCGGGAUGUUUUAACGCGCGCGAUAAUAAUCCGCGGGGGAGAAUACUUUUCCACGCAUUUCCCUCGGACAAGCAGUUUCAGACCGAAUGGAUUAAGCGGGUGGCGUGUUCCAGUUUCUGGCAGCCGGCCCCAUAUUCCGUCGUUUGUAGCUUCCAUUUUCUGAGCUCGGACUACGGAUAUAACGGCAAAAUUUGGGGCCUGAAACCGACAGCGAUCCCGUCGCAGUUGGGUUGCCGGAACGGAUUAAUGCGAAAGCUGAAUGGACCGUGUCUGUUCAGUCGGGUGUGUGCCAUCUGCGGGUGUUGGCGAGUGAUCAAGCAGACCCCUUUUUAUAAAUCCGCGUCCCGGUUGGCCUUUACCCCGUUUCCUGAGGCACCGCACGAGCGACAGAAAUGGUUGGCUGCCUGCCCUGAAGUUUCGGGUGGGAAUGAACUGUAUGCCUGCGAGCGGCACUUUGUUCUGGCUGACAUUCUGGCACGCUUUGAGCAGGAUAGAGAAAUGAAAUUAGAAUUGCAGCGGCGUGAUGGUAUCCUCCCACAUCCCAGCUUCCCUGUUUUUAUUCCGUUCCCUCUAGAAAACCGAGCUCCGCCGAUGUCCGGUAGCACACCGGCUGUCAUCGGUCCACUUUCUUUACCUAUGAAUAGCUCCAACAGCAGCCAGAGUCCUUCGAAUGAGGUCGUUCUACAAAGUCGAACGAUCACAGCUACUCCAUCCGCUUUAUUGAUACAAACAGCAACGCCUUCAGCCAGCCCGGGAGGUUUUACGUUCUUGGUGGUGCCUAAUCAGACUGCAAUUCCGGUUGUUCCUUCUCCGAUUGCGACUCCACCGACUGGCCGGUUUACACGUGGUCCUUCAAGGAAAGCGCAACCAAAAGUUGCUAUGCCGGAAAACGAGCUGCCUACAUGCAGUCAAUGCGGUUUGCGUUUCAGCACCGAUGUAUUGUGCCGCAUCCACGAAUAUGAACAUGGAGGCAAAGAAAUUGCCGAAGAUCUACGAAGAACAACCGCUUGUGCUGCGUGUGGAGAACCAUUUGAAAGCUUGGACGCAUUGGUGAAACACACGAAGAUUCACGGGAAACCAACGGAGGAGUGUCCUGUUUGUAAGCGACGUUUCCACGCAUUGAACUACCACAUUCGGCGUUGUCAUCCGGAUUGCCACUCUCCUCAUCGGUGUGCACAAUGUGGGAAGGAAUUCCAGUCGCGGGCGCAUUAUCACUCGCAUUUGAUGAGCCACAAAGUUAAGAACUUUUGGGCCAAUCGUACCUGCAGCGACUGCAAUUUACGGUUUGACUCUGAGUCAGUUUGCCGGCUGCACAGAAUUCAUCACGGGAACGCAGAAUUAAUGAAUCGUUUUCGGGACACACGAGAGUGUCCUGAGUGUCAUCAACGCUUCGCAGCUUUGGAGGAAUUGGUUGAACAUGUGAGUGAGCAUGGGAAAGCAGCCGAAAAAUGUCCAGUGUGCGGAGACUGGUAUAUUUAUUUGUCCAUUCAUAUGCGACGUGAUCAUCCGUCGCCAGUGAAUGCAGCAUGUUGCGUACCGGGAUGCCGGAAUGUCCGCCAGGAGUCGUCAAAAACAGCAAAAGUAUUGUUUUUCCAGUUCGUUGGAGCAAAUGAUCCGCGGUAUAAAACUUGGACACGGCGAUUGCGCUACAACUCGUCGUGGGUUCCGGAUUCCAGCGAGAGAAUCUGCAGUGAUCAUUUUCGCGAGUCCGAGAUCGAAUCCCACAAGAACGGCUCUCGUCUCGCGAGAACAGCUCUGCCCAGUCAGCUGUCGUGCACGACUUCAUUGUGCGGCUUUACCGCAGCAGAUAUGGCUGCCGGAGCAAUCGGUUGUGCUGUGUGCGGCUUGCGUCCGCCAGGUGAUAUAUCACCGAAAGCAUCAGAAAAGCUGAAGUUUUUUCGCGCGCCUGGUGCCGCAGCGGAUGGAUUAAGGAAUAAAUGGGUGGAUUUUUGCAGUCAGCAGCGAGAUGACAUCGAUUGGACAUCCAUUGGGGCGGAUACGCCGUGGUUUGUGUGUGAAAAUCAUUUCGAAGAAAAGUACAGAAAAGCGGAAGAAGAGUUAGGCUCUGUGGUUAGUGAAAGUAAAGCAAUCCCGUCCUUGCCCUUUUCCCUGGACGUCAACUACACCGAUCAGAAACUGAUGACGUCUAAAACGGACUAUGGAAAUUCGCUGCUGCGCAAAGGCGUUUUCUGUUGUGUGCCGGGAUGUGAAACUGUUUUAAAAAAGGGGGAUCCUAGGGUAGGAAAAUUUUUUGAUUUUCUCACUCCAGCAAAUGCACGGUAUGAGGAAUGGUUGCGGAUGGUGCGAUACAAUGCUUCCUGGGUUCCCGAGGGCCGUGCCAGAAUUUGUCCGGAACACUUUCCUGCAUCGGCAAUCAAGCAUCGCAUGAUGUAUUCGCAACCAACUGUGCGUCUACGCCAAUCUGCUUUCCCCACGCAGCUUUCCUGCAUGGAAUCUUUGUGCACUUUUACACCAGCCGACAUGAUUGCGGGAAAAGUAGGCUGUGCGGUGUGUGGUCUGCGUCCGUUCCCAUCAAAGCGAAGACUGAAAGCCUCGGAGAAGCUGGAGUUCUACCGGGCACCGUUGGGCGAAAUUAGGGAGAAAUGGAUUGAAUUCUGCAAAUCACAAAGAACGGAUGUUGAUUGGUCGGCGAUUGCGGAGGAAACACCGUGGUUUCUCUGUGAAAAUCAUUUUGACGCGCAGAACAAAGCGGAAUAUGCGGCGCAGACAGCAAUUCCUUCCCUUUCCUUCUCCAUAUACAUCAAAUCAAAAGAUUUGGAACCAACUGUAACUCCAAAAAAGAAGACCAAAAUUAUGCGACGUCAGCCUGUUUGCUGUGUACCAGGAUGCCGGAAAUUCACAUGGGACAAAACGCCUCCGGCACGGUUAAGAUAUUUUAAGUGGUCAAAGGUGAAUCGGAAUGAAUGGACAAAUCGUAUCCGGUGUUCCCUUUCUUGGAGACCUAUAACGCACAGUUUCGUAUGCAGCAGACAUUUCCGCCCGGAAGAUUUUUGCGAAACAACCCCGGACGAACCGCUGAAGGCUGGAAGGUUGAGAUUGAACGUCGCACCCUCUGUGCUGGAUUGUCUGGAAGAGUACCAUACUCCAGUCAAUACAGAUGCGUUAGUGGAAAGGGACAACGUUCGGACAUGCUGCGUGUGUGGAUGUUGGCGGCCAUUGGACGAGACAGACCUUAUUCCAUCCGAGCGACUGAACUUCUUUCCCUUUCCGGAUGACGAUCGCUUGCGCCAUUCAUGGUUAACCGCUUGUCGUCAGUGGAAUCCCCAUUUGACCGUAUCGAAAGAGUCACUUGUGUGUGAAAACCAUUUCUUGUUGGAUAAUUUGACACGACUGUUAGAGGACGGCAAAGAAACCAAGUUGGUACCGAAGAGCGACGCGAUUUCAACGGAAAAAACAUUUGCAAAGCUGCCUGUCAGGUUAAAUAAGCCUGACACUGUUGUGCGAAACAGUAGCAGCACAAUUACUGAGGGCGGCAGCGGCUACAAAUGCUGCGUACCGGGAUGUGGGAAUCGUGCCAAAGUUGAGGGCAAAAAAGAGAAAAUAACCUUUCAUGUUUUUCCCGGCCUGGGCAUUUCGUCCCGCUUCCGUGAAUGGAUGAACCGGAUUCGCUGCGCGAUUUCCUGGAAGCCUGAUCCGCACAGUCGAGUGUGUAGUAAGCAUUUUUGCCCUGAGGAUUUUAUGGAGGAGACAUCAAAAGGGAAACAACCGCGCACUCAUUGGUUGAAGAGAGAUGCGGUGCCGUCUAUUUUGCAGUGUGUUGAAAAGUUUCGCAGCCCGCUGGAUUUGAGUGAACCGGUUGAGGUUAGUGCAGUACGCAGGUGCUGUGUGUGUGGCUGGUGGCGUGCAGCCAAAGAGAAGUGCGUCCGAUCGGAAAUAUUGACAUUUUUCUCGUUCCCCUCGGAUGAAGAUCAGCGCACGAAAUGGGUGGAGAUUUGCCGCGAAUGGAAUCAUGAUUUCGUCUUCUCGGCGGGGUUAUUGGUGUGUGAAAAUCAUUUUCAGUUGGGUGAAUUGACUUUGGUGCGUGCGAGUAAAUGGAAUCAGCAGUUGACGUUGCGAAGCGAUGCUGUUCCGUCGGAAAGAUGUCUUCGUCUGCUGGGCGUUGCGGACGAUCUGAUCAUGCAGGGUGAUUCUGUUGACGCGGUGGCACCAGUAUCAUUUGAUGGUUCCGGCGAAUUUUCUUCGUUUGAUCCGGAGGUCGAUACAGCGGAUGAUGACGAUGAAAGCGAAACUGGCAGCGAAUAUGGCGUAUACGCAGAAAGAAGUGCGAUGUCGGCCGGUGAGAGCGCAUGGGAAUUCGAAGCAGCGGAAGACGAUGAUUCGAUCAUGGAAGCUGACGACACAGACACAGCUUUCCUAGACGUCACAAAUUCAGUUUGUGUUCCCUUGAGAAUGUCGAGAAUCGCCGAAAAUGGUCUUCCGGAAGAUGAGCAUUGUACGAGCGUUGGCGCCGUUCAUGGCAUGCCGUCAGUGAUACCGUUUACAACAGACGAGGCAGUUGAGAUGAAACCUCCUUCGCCCCCGCGAUGCGCCCCGGAUGAUGCUUUAAUGUACUGUGACUGCUGUCAUAAAUUCCUGCCUACUCCGUGUUGGCUGCAUGCAGCCAGUGUCUGCGAUGAACCAGUUGUUCCGUUGUCCGUCGGGAGCUUGCCCAAGAUGCUUUACUUGGAUGUUUGCGACGAUUCGCUAACUGGAAAAGCCGUCUUCACGAAGGAAGUGAUUGCGCGUCACACGGUGUUUGGACCGUUAAUUGCACCGCUGGCUCCGGGUCACAGCGAGAAGGCGUUAUACUUUUCUGUUACGGAAGAGCAGCGCAGGUAUUACGAGCUGGAGUCGGAUUACGCGUGUAAUUGGAUGAAGCAUGUCCGCUUUGCGGACAGCCUGCAAAAUAGCAAUUUGCUGGUGUUCUCGCGCGGAUCGCAAGUGGUCUUUGUCACCAUCAAGACCGUGGCGCCGCACGAAGAACUGAAGGUCUGGUAUUCUAAGCAAUACUUAGAAGUGAUGGACAGGCCCGGAAAAACUGAAGUUGAGGAUAUAAAACUGGAACCGGAGGAUGGAGUUGAUGGGACAUUUUUACCGUGCGAUGAUCAUGUCGAUGUCGAUAUGGCAGAAGCCGUACCUUGGAACGAUGAAGCGAACGGGAGUUCCCCCGUGGAAGCUGUUUGUGUGUCCCAUUUGCCGAUAGAAAACGGGUCGUCGUUGCCAGUGACAGUAGAUGGUGAUUACCGGCAGACGGACGAUCGAUCUCGCACACGCUCGAAACCGUUACUUUCAAAAACAAAACGAACCAACAAAACGCGGAAUUUUUUCACCCGCAAUAUUUGCUCAGAAUGCAACGUGAGAUUUCGGAGGGAAGAUAUGCUGCGUUUGCACCAGUUCAAUCACACGGGUUGCGAUGAUGGGUCUGAACGAGAUUGCCCUGAGUGUGCGAAACACUUUGACGAAUUUCCUGCUCUGUUAAAACAUGUCGACGAGCAUGGAACUCCGCUUGUGCAGUGCCCGGUCUGCAAUGAGACCUGCAGUUCGGGCGCUGUCCUCGUGCAUCUCCACCGCUACCAUCCCGGAUAUCAAAGAAGAAAGUUGUGGCAGAGGGGUUUGAACUGCGAUAAAUGCGGUUUGCGAUUUGCCAGCAGUUUCCUCUAUCGGUUACAUCAGUUGGGUCAUCAAGACAAGGAGUGUGUCGAUAGCAUAAAAAUUACGCGAAAAUGUCCAGAAUGCGGCGAGAUAUUCGACAGCCUUGAUAAACUGGCGGAACACGUGGAUGUGCACGGAAAGCUAACAAAGAAAUGUCCAGUCUGCAAGGGCUAUUACCCUGGCAUGAAAAAACAUAUCGAACGCCAUCAUCCGGAGUAUUUAGCCGAGACAAGUUGUCCGGAAUGUGGGAAAGAAUUCGCGCAACCGUUUUCCUUAAUAGUGCAUAUGAGGUGUCAUGGGAAAAGAGCCGCUUUGAAUAGGUCAACGUGUCAGCAAUGUGGGCUACAGUUUGCAAAAGACAGUUUGUAUGUCUUGCACAAGACCAGCCAUGAUACAACAGCCUAUCGCGCUAUUUCCGGCACGCAAAAAUGUCCCGAAUGCGAUGAAACUUUUGAUGAUAUGGCUGGGCUGUUUCAGCAUAUUGUUACGCAUGCUGUAGCCGCGCAGAAGUGCCCCGAAUGCAGCCUUUGGGUGGGCUCUCUGCGUAUGCAUCUGAAGCGACAACAUCCUGAAACACCGCGUCUUGGACACCUGGUUCGCUUCCGCAAAGUCACAUGUGUUCAGUGUGGAUUGCGAUUCAGCACCGGCUUCUUGCGCAGCAUCCACGAAUAUGAACAUGGGAGCAAAGAAUUAGCUGAAGACAUGCGAAGCAGAACCGCCUGUGCUGAAUGUGCAGAAGAAUUUGAAGACUUUGAGGCACUGGUGAAGCACGUCAAAAUUCACGGCAGGGAAACGGAGGAGUGUCCGGUUUGUAAGCGACGGUUUUAUGGAUUGAACGGACAUAUUCGACGGGAACAUCCUGAUUGCCCGUACCGGUCAAAAGAGAAAUGUGGAGACGGUCCUCAUCAGUGUAGAGAAUGCGGGAAGGAAUUCGCAUCAGCUGCCGUUUUUGCCCGACAUGUCAAUGGUCACCGCACUUCCGCCGCACUGGCUGCUCGUACGUGUAGCGAUUGUGGUCUGCGAUUUAAGAGCGACGAUGUAUGCCAAUUGCACGAGAUACAUCACGGAAAAGAAAAAUCAGCGGAGACCAUUCAGGGUACACCAGAAUGUCCCGAAUGUCAUCAGAACUUUGAAAGACUAGAGGAACUGGCUGAACAUGUGAGCGAGCACGGGAGAGCAACGGAAAAGUGUCCAGUGUGUGGCGAAUGGUACUCGGCUUUGGCGGUCCACGUCAGGCGUGAUCAUCCGGAUUACCUCAAUAAAAAUCCUUUUACGCCACGAAAAUCCACAAGCGAUGGCUUGGAUGCCGGAGAUGCCGUGGACAGUUCCUACAAGUGUUCAAAUUGCGGCAAACAGUUUGACUCGCGCAUCAGUUUUGUCCGACAUGUUGUGUCUCACCGGGCAAGCAAGAUGUAUAGCAGUUUGACGUGCAGCGAUUGCGGUCUACGAUUCAACAGUGAGAUGCUGUGCCGAUUGCACGAGAUUCAGCACGGAAAUGCCGAAGCAUUGCAAACACUUCGUGACACCCGAGAAUGUCCGGAAUGCGAUGAUAUCUUCGCAGAAUGGAGUCAGCUGGUGGAACAUGUUGCCCAACAUGGGAGACCAACGGAAAAGUGCCCGAUAUGCGGAGAAUGGUAUAGUCAGCUGAAAAAGCAUACCAGGCGUGAUCAUCCGGAUCACCACUUUAAACUGUUCGAACGGCCGACAUCCGGGAUAGAAAAUGGUUCAUCGCGUGAGGAAGGCAGCCCAGAGCAUCUCCAUAAAUGUCCGAAAUGCAGCAAAGAAUUCACAUCACGUUUCAGCUUAUCUGCACACAUUUCGAGUCAUCGGGCGAAAGAAGUGAAAUACGGGAAUCUGACUUGCAACGACUGCGGAUUACGGUUUGGAAGCGAAGCUGUAUGCGACCUGCAUCGGAUGCAGCAUGCGGAUAAGGACGAUUCGAGCGAUCAUGUGGUGGAUGUGGAUGACUGCCCGCAGUGCGGGGAAUCUUUCCAAGACGUGACGCAACUGGUAGAACAUGUGGCUGUGCACGGAAGACGCACGGAUAAAUGCCCGGUGUGCGGUCAGUGGUAUGCCGCGCUGAGGGACCAUAUCCGCCGUGACCAUAACGAACAUUUCGCGGAUUUUGUCGCACAAGAAAAAUCAACGAACGACACGCCCAAGGCGAGGGAACGGGGUGGAUAUCCGUGCGAGAAAUGUGGAAAACAGCUUUUCACGCGCAGCAGCUACGAUUUGCACAUAAGAGUGGGUGUUUUUGUUUUUGCGGUGUUUAUUUUGUGCUACAGGAGAUUAAUUUGAUUUUUCAGGCCCAUCGUUCAAACGAACUAAUGUACGACUCUGUGACAUGCAUCGAGUGCGGACUGCGAUUUGGACGUGCGCUGCUGUGUCAGCUGCACAAGUUGCAGCAUGGCAGCGAAGGAUGCAGCGAUGAGGAGUUGAG
Molecule: messenger RNA, 9164 nt
Organism: Paramacrobiotus metropolitanus
Lineage: Eukaryota; Metazoa; Tardigrada; Eutardigrada; Parachela; Macrobiotidae
Exons: 12
Coding region: 332-9022 (2896 amino acids)
Biological process (GO): regulation of transcription by RNA polymerase II
Cellular component (GO): nucleus
Molecular function (GO): RNA polymerase II transcription regulatory region sequence-specific DNA binding; protein binding; DNA-binding transcription factor activity, RNA polymerase II-specific
Source: RefSeq, a predicted model, not a curated record